CCCAAGAAUUUUCUAGGGCGGUUGCCGUUUGGUUUCCUAGAAAAUUUGGGCUUUUCCAGUGAUUUUCUUUCUGUGUUUUCCUUGUUUCUCCUCUUUCCUUUGCACCUUGAAAGAUGAAACCUUUCUAUGCGAUUAUGGGCUGCUAUUAUUGAUCUCUUCAAAAUUUGUUUGCUUUGCAGUUUUCACAAAGGCUGAAACUUGUGUGCUUUCCUAGAAAAUUUAGGCUAUUAAAAACUUGUUUGUAUCUUCCUUUGAGCUUCUAAAACCUUCCUAUGGUUUGCCAUCAUUAAUCUUUUCAAAAUUUGUAAUUUUUCUUUGCGAAGGUUGAAACUUUAGUAAUAGCUACACACUGCGUAUCUACUCAAUAGAUAUCUGGGGACUUUGCUCAAUUUUGAUGAUGAGGAGAGGAAAAGUUGUGAUGAAAAGGAUCGAGAAUGCAGCAGACUAGUGUCCUUCACAAAGCGUCGAAAUGGGCUGCUUAAGAAGGCUUUUGAACUCUCUGUUCUCUGUGAUGUUGAAGCUGCAGUUGUCAUCUUCUCUCAAAAAGGAAGACUUUAUGAGUUCUCAAGCUUCGAGAAAUCACCGUCUAAAAUGAUAUUGAUGGAUGGACUUCUUCCACAACGCCAAGGAGGUGCGGCUCCGCAGCCAUCACAACAAGUUCCUUCUGGCCGAGGAGGACGACAAAUCCGUAUCCUCCAAGACCGCUCGAUGGACCAUCGGGUUCGUGUCCGGAUCCCAGUCCGUAAUCCACCUCAAGAGUUGCUACAGAAAAUACCUCACCACCUCCAACCAGCCUUUCUUGCUCUGGAUGACCGGCCGGAGAGUGUUCCAGACCGUGCCCAAGCGGCUCAACUCGUCACUCGAUUUGGAGCCCGUCAGAGAUGAGCUAGACAUAAUUUUUUUUUUUUCAGCCAAUCAAAAUGAAACAUUUAUAUGGGCUGCUGUUAUUGAUCUCUUCAAAAUUUGUUUGCUUCGCAGUUUGAACAAAAGCUGAAACCUGUUUGCUUUCCUAGAAAAUUUAGGCUAUUAAAACCUCGUUUUUCUCCUUCCCUUGAGCUUCCUAAAACCUCCUCUGUGUUGCCAUUAUUUAUCUCUUCAAGAUUUAUAAUUUUUUUUUGUAAAGAUUGAAACUUUAGUAUUAGCUACACACUGCGUUGGUACUCAAUAUAUAUCUGGGGACUUU
Molecule: messenger RNA, 1183 nt
Organism: Rubroshorea leprosula
Lineage: Eukaryota; Viridiplantae; Streptophyta; Magnoliopsida; Malvales; Dipterocarpaceae
Source: the annotation of a GenBank genome assembly